AUGGCGAAAGAAAGCGACGCGCCACCGUCGUACCCAAUGACCCCUCGGCGGCCAAACGAGCAGACCCAGCGUCCUCUCUCACAUCACCCUGAAUUUGGGAAACCAUCUCCCCUCGGCCCAUUUCAACGUCCAAACCCACCCCACCAGCAACAGUCGAACCAUCCUUUUAAUAUCCCAAAGCCGAACCGUGCUCGACCUGAACAUCACAGGCCUGCACCGCAGUCAAGACCAUACAAUGCUCCUCACCCGGGUGUAAACCAUCAGGGUCACAGACCGCCUGCUGGCUCAGGUGGUCCUGUAGCAUCCACACCGAAGCGUAGCGAGCCGUUCGACCCUUUCAAGCCUGUUCGACCUUCGGCCUAUAACAACUACCGAAACUCGCGUCCGGUCAAUAACGACGUUGUGGAGAUUCGCCGUCCGGAGAAUAUCACCUUCACCACCCCACGAGCUCCCAAGACUUUCUAUGCAUCUUCAGCCAUCAAAAUGGACAAUGCAAAAAAAAACCUCAGCAACUUCGUUGAUCUUACCCGCGAGGGAGGAUUCACACCCAGUGCUAGACCUCGCAAUACGGGGUUCGGGUCAAUGGACGUCAACAGCUAUGUGGAUCCCGUCAAAGCCAACGAAAACAUCAAAGCUCUGCUUGAAGGAGCAUUUACGGAUGAGGAUGACAAGCAACGAUCAAAGUCAAAGAACCGGAAAAAGAGUAAGAACCGGAAGAAGAAGAAGGAAGGCAAGGAACAGAAGAAGCAGAACACUUCUGAAAUUGACGACCUAGCCGCUCAACUGGAAGGAGUCACCGUCAAUGAGCCAAGCGCUGCUGUUGAGAAGAGUGAACUGGACGAGCUGAAAGCAAAAGACAACGUUGAUAAAGCAAACAAAAGGGAAACCAAAAAGGACGAGAAGUUAUCUGAAGAUGAAGCCGAAGACGAUGAGCAAGGGGACGAAGAAGAGGACGAGGAAGAAGAAGAAGAAGAGGAAGAGGAAGAAGAUGAUGGGACAGUAGAAGGCUUGAAGGUUAAGUUACUCCCUCACCAAAGGGAAGGAGUGAACUGGAUGAGUGACAAAGAGAGAGGCUCAGGCAACGCAAAAGGAGUGCUUCCCAAGGGUGGCAUACUUGCAGACGACAUGGGUCUGGGAAAGACUGUUCAAACUAUCGCCCUGAUACUCACCAAUCAGAAAUCUUCAGACAAAUUCAGGGCCGGCGCCUCCAAUGCGGAUGAUGACAGCAGUGAUGAACAGGACAGUGAAAAGACGCGCAAGGUACCUCCUGGGCUAAGCAAGUCGACUCUUGUUGUUGCCCCAUUGGCAUUGAUUAAACAGUGGGAGUCAGAAAUAGCAACCAAGGUCGAGGACGCUCAUAAGCUACGUGUUUGCGUCUACCACGGAAAUACUCGCGCGAAAGCAACGGACAACCUGGACACCUACGAUGUGGUUAUUACAACAUAUGGCACCUUAACCUCCGAGUAUGGAGCUGUCGAUAAGAACAAGAAGAAAUCGGGACUCUUUUCUGUUUAUUGGUACCGGAUAGUCCUAGACGAAGCGCAUACCAUCAAGAAUCGAAACGCCAAGGCAACGCAGUCGGCAUGUGCGCUUGAUGCGGAAUAUAGAUGGUGUCUGUCAGGAACGCCAAUGCAGAACAACUUGGAUGAGCUUCAGAGUUUGAUCAAAUUUCUGCGGAUUAAACCCUACAACGAUCUUGCGGCCUGGAAGGAUCAGAUCACAAGGCCGUUGGCUAACGGACGUGGAGCCCUUGCGAUUGAACGCUUACAAGUCUAUUUGAAAGCAUUUAUGAAGCGGCGCACUAAGGAGGUUUUGAAGUUGAAUUCCAACCUCAAGCCCAGCGAAUCAGGUGCCGACGGGAAGCAGAAGAAGUCGACCGGCUUCCAGAUCACCAAACGGGAAGUCAUCAAGGUAGCUGCAGAGUUCAUGCCCGGUGAGAUGAACUUUUACAAACGUCUCGAACAGCGAACGGAAAACAGCCUCGAGAAGAUGAUGGGCGGCUCCAAACUCGACUACGCUGGUGCUCUGGUCUUGCUGCUACGUCUACGACAAUCUUGCAACCAUCCAGAUCUGGUCAAGAGCGAUCUUGCAAAGGACAAAGACAUUCUUUUGCAGAAUGGGACCUCUAGUAGCCAAUCUAGCACUGGAAAGCAGGACGAUCUCGAUAGUAUGGCUGAUCUCUUUGGCGCCCUGAGUGUCGUUUCGAAGAAAUGCGAUGUUUGCCAGACAGAGCUGAGCAAGGAAGAAGCAACGAGCGGUUCCAGCAGGUGUGGUGAGUGCGAGGCCGAUCUAAGGGCUACGCUUGGUGGUAUCGAUACAGGCAAGAAAAAGAGCUCUCACAAGAAGAGGAUAGAGGUGGACCUCACAGACUCACCAUCUGAUGAAUUUUCCGAAAUACAGAAGGCUCGAGCUCGGAGAAACAGGAAGAUUGUCAUUGAUAGCGACGACGAGGACGAGGAUGACGGGGAGUGGAUCGUCCCGAAGGGCCAACGCGCUGUGCCCAAUCUUGGAAAAGCUGGUGGAACUGAUGACGAAGAUGCUGAAGGAGGAGGCGAAUGGCUGAAUUCCGAGGACUCUGAGACUGAUGAGGAUGGUGGUCCUGAAUCCCCAACCCGGAAGCCUGCCAUUGUUCCCUAUUCGAGAAGAAGUCGAGGACCGGAGUCCGACACCGAUGAGGAUAUUUAUCUGAAUCCUGGUGACGACGAGAGUCAAGUCCUGCCUUCCACCAAGAUCCGACAUUUGAUGAAGAUUCUUCGACGUGAAGCUGGGGACCACAAGUUCAUUGUCUUCUCGGUCUUCACUUCGAUGCUGGACAAGAUCGAACCGUUCUUGAAGCGUGCUGGCAUUGGCUUUGCAAGAUACGACGGGAGCAUGCGAAACGAUCUUCGAGAGGCCAGUCUAGAUAAAUUGAGGCAUAACGGUGCAACCCGGGUGCUGCUCUGCAGUUUGCGCGCGGGCGCCCUGGGACUCAACCUUACGGCUGCAAGUCGAGUCGUGAUCUUGGAACCAUUUUGGAAUCCUUUCGUUGAGGAACAAGCUAUCGAUCGAGUCCAUCGACUCAACCAGACACUUGAUGUCAAGAUUUAUAAGAUGAUUAUCAAGGAGACCGUUGAAGAGCGGAUCCUGGAAUUGCAAGACCGCAAGCGCGAGUUGGCCAAUCUCACUAUUGAAGGCAAGAGUGCAGCUGGCAAGCUUACGAUGAACGAUAUGAUGGCUCUCUUUGGUCGCGACGCCGAAGCACGCUUCUCUGGCGACCGGGGAAACAUUGACGUUAUCAAAGCUGGCGGAGCAUUGACAGAUGCCAGCCGCUCUAGUUCCAAGUAUAAGGGAAACGGAGGAAGCAGUCGGCCGUGGGGUCAGCCCAGUUCGCAAGACCGGAAUCGCCAAGCGGAGAAGCAGGCUCCCAGGGCUGAGGAUUCGUUUCGCCUCCUUCGAGUGGUAGGCAAAGGUGCUUUUGGAAAGGUCCGCAUCGUGGAGAAGAAGGAUACCGGCCUGACAUUUGCUUUGAAGUACAUUCGGAAAGAAGAAGUUGUCCGAUCCGAGAGCGUAAGGAACAUCAUUCGAGAACGACGAAUGCUCGAGCACUUAAACCAUCCUUUCCUUUGCAACUUGAGAUACAGUUUUCAAGACAUCGAGUACAUAUAUAUCGUGGUUGAUUUGAUGAAUGGCGGUGAUUUGCGAUUCCAUAUCUCGAGAAAGUGCUUUACAGAAGAGGCAGUACGCUUCUGGAUGGCAGAACUUGGUUGUGCUUUGAGAUACAUCCACUCACAAGGUAUCAUUCAUCGAGAUGUGAAGCCGGACAAUGUGUUGCUAGAUUCGGAAGGGCAUGUGCAUUUGGCGGAUUUUAAUGUGGCAUCCGAUUUUCGACCAGGCAAGCCCCUCACAAGCAAGUCAGGAACCUUGGCGUAUCUGGCUCCUGAGGUGUACGAAGGCGGAGGUUAUUACUGCGAAGUGGAUUGGUGGUCGCUCGGUGUGACAUUUUAUGAAUGCAUUUACAAUAAGCGACCUUUUGAAGGUCGCAGCCAGGACGUCCUUAGCGAGAACAUCAAAAAGGCUCAACCGAAAUACUACGUCACCAACCCGGCUGUUACAGUUCCGUGCCUGCGAGCAAUGUCUGCGCUGUUGGAGAAGGACAGAAGCAAACGAAUAGGGGCAACUGGCUUUGACACUUUCACUUCGCAUAUGUUCUUCGCAGAGAUCGACUUUGUUGCUUUGGAACGCAAGGAAGUCCCGCCUGUUUUUCGACCUUCUAGCGAUAAGACCAACUUUGACGCCACGUAUGAUUUAGAAGAGCUCCUCCUCGAGGAGGCGCCUCUGGAGGCUCGGGCGCGGAGACAAAAGCCAAGGGCAGAAUUGAGAGAGGAUGCAACGGCGAAGGAAAUCAGAGAGGAUGAGCUUCACCGUCUGAUUGAGACGAUGUUCGAACCUUUCGACUACACAACAGUCACGUAUCAAGGGUAUGUCCAGGAGUUGCAGGAGCAGGAUUUGUCUGGGUUCCGUGCUAACGGAUUUUUCAGCAAUGCUGCUGAGGCAAUUGCGGCAUCAAA
Aspergillus thermomutatus is the source of this 4547-nucleotide messenger RNA. RefSeq names its product putative SNF2 family helicase/ATPase. The transcript is spliced from 7 exons. Gene Ontology annotation, biological process: protein phosphorylation. Gene Ontology annotation, cellular component: cytoplasm. The record is from RefSeq and is a predicted model, not a curated record. The annotation marks the transcript as partial. Gene Ontology annotation, molecular function: ATP-dependent chromatin remodeler activity; ATP binding; protein kinase activity. Lineage: Eukaryota; Fungi; Ascomycota; Eurotiomycetes; Eurotiales; Aspergillaceae.